AUGCUGACCCUUACCCCCCAGGACGGAGCUGAUUGGGACUCGGCAUAUGCGCUGUCCAUGGCGCCGACAGAUACGACAUCCCUAAAGUCGUCCAUCAUGCACUACAAAUGGGAGCACGGGAGGAGGUAUCAUGCCUUCGGUGCCGGGCUGUAUUGGUAUGUCAAGGAAGGGUACCUUCUCUUCUGGGGCAGCCGGCCGACUAACCUGUCGCCUCGUAGCGUUCCCAACGAUGCCAAGCAGCAAGAGGCCGAGGAUCUCGUGUUAUACCUAGCACCGCUACCGGAAAAUCCGCAAAAGAUCCUCGAUCUAGGCUGCGGCACCGGCAUCUGGGUCAUCGACCUGGCCGACCAGCACCCCUCGGCCGAGGUCAUCGGCGUCGACAUCUCGCCCAUCCAGCCCUCGUACAUCCCGCCCAACUGCCGGUUCGAGAUCGACGACAUCAACCGCGACUGGACCUACCCGGAGGACGCCUUCGACCUCGUGCACGCGCGCGCCCUCGUCGGCUGCGUGCCCGACUGGGCCGAGCUCGACCGGCGCGUGCUGCGCCACCUGCGGCCCGGCGGCUGGCUCGAGCACGUCGAGCUGUCGGUGCACAUCCGCUGCGACGACAACAGCCUUCCCGCCGGGUCGUCUCUGGCGCAGUGGGGCGGGCUCAUGGCGCAGGUGUACCGCAAGAUCGGCAGGUCGGCCGAGGCGUGCGAGGUGGCGAUGCGGGCGGCCGAGGAGGCCGGGUUCGCGUGCGUGCGGGAGCACAGGGUGAAAGUGCCCAUCGGUAUGUGGCCCAAGCACACGGACCUGAAGCAGUGGGGCGCCUGGAACAGGGCGUUCAUGCUGCAGGGGCUGGAGGGGUUCGCGCUCAGGGGCCUGACGACGAUACUCGGGUGGUCGUAUGAGCAGGCGCAGAUGUACCUAAUGGGCGUGAGGAAUGACCUCAACGAUCCUAAUAUCCAUGCAUAUGUUGAGAUGUGUGUCGUUAAUGGGCAGAAGCCGUUUUAA
Thyridium curvatum is the source of this 996-nucleotide messenger RNA. RefSeq lists its product as uncharacterized. Gene Ontology annotation, molecular function: methyltransferase activity. The transcript has 6 exons. Lineage: Eukaryota; Fungi; Ascomycota; Sordariomycetes; Thyridiales; Thyridiaceae. The coding region runs from base 1 to 996 and encodes 331 amino acids. The record is from RefSeq and is a predicted model, not a curated record.